Cordyceps fumosorosea ARSEF 2679 is the source of this 882-nucleotide messenger RNA. RefSeq lists its product as hypothetical. The transcript has a single exon. NCBI's taxonomy places the organism in Eukaryota, Fungi, Ascomycota, Sordariomycetes, Hypocreales, Cordycipitaceae. The record is from RefSeq and is a predicted model, not a curated record. The coding region runs from base 1 to 882 and encodes 293 amino acids.
AUGCUCGCCGCGCGGGACAACGUCUGCGGCUACGACGGCAACGCGGACCUGUACGGCGUCGGCGUGCGCGUCGGUCUGUACGCGCAGUGGUCCGCCACGCUCCUGUCCACCGUCUUCGAGCCGCGCAGCGAGCCCGGCCUGCGCACCGCCAACCUCAUCAUCCAGCUCGCCGUCUUCCUCGGCCUGUGCACCGAGAGCGCCCGCGCCUCCGCCACCACCCCGACCGGCCCCCACGCCUCCGCCGCCGUCAUCACCCAGUUCCUGCUCUGCGGCUCGCUCUCCAGCGUCACCGGCGACGGCGUCGGCCACCUGCGCUCGCUCUCCGGCGCCGCCCGCCUGCUCUUCUACACCGCGCUGUCCGCGUACGGCUGCUGGUUCUGGUUCGUCGGCGUCGACGUCAUGAUGAGCGGCGACGGUGGUGGUGGUGGUGGUUGUGAGGAGGUGGCCUUUCUCGGUCGCGCUUCGUUUGAAGGCUGGUUCCGCGUGCUGGGCAAGGUCGCGUCCGUCCUCGGGCUGGUCACCUGCGUCGGGCUCGUCAAGUACUGGCUGUACCUGGUGGUGACGCGCUUCCGGUCGGGCUUCGGGAGCGGUCUGGCGGCCAACGCGCACCUCUACGGCGGCGCCAAGGCGAGUCGGCCGCGCAUCGAGCUGAGCCUGCUGGCGCUGUCGGCGGGCCUGCUGGUGCUCUCGGCCAUGACGGUCGAGUAUUUGAUCCGUGCCAACGGCGUGCAAAAGGUCGGCCCCGCGGACCUGGACUCGGUCGGGCAGCUGAUCCCGCUGAUUGCGGGCUGCAUGGGCGCAGCGCUGGUGGUGUGGCGGAUCAUCAUGCACGGGCUGUUUCUCAAGAAGCGAUGCUUGUUUCUCUUUGGCUUUCAUUUAUGA